CGUGUGCAAAGCAGAGGAGGUGAAAGACGAGGCGGAGAGCAAAGCUGAUGGAGAGGACAGAGACGAGAGCAGCAAGGGAGAGGAGACGUGCUCCAGCACCGACACCUCAGACAAACCUGACAGCACCGGGCCAGACUCCCACAUGUCAGGUGACUUAUGCGCCCACGAUGCUACACUGGUUACCACGACGACGACAGCUGGGACAGGGACGGGGGUGGCGUCCCUCCACGUGGUCCAGGCGCGGCCCCUGUGGCCCCCCGGCCCCUCGCUGACGGCCCGCCUGCGCCGCCUCAUCACAGCCUUCCAGCGCUUCACGCUGCGCCGCGAGCCAAUGCUCCGGCAUGAGUUCAUGCUGCACGACGGUCUCGUUGGCAUGGCGAUGGGAGCCGGCGGCGCUCACGGUCACCACGCCGGGGGCCCGCUGGCGUGGCAGCUGGGGGAGGAGCUGAGGCGCUGCUCCGUGGUCGCCACGGAACCGGACCCCCUGUUCCUGGAGUGGCAGAGAAGGUGGACUCGUCGGGAACAGGCAGAUUUUUACCGCACGGUGUCCUCCUUCGGGGUGGUGUACGACCCGGAGAGGAAGUCCUUCGACUGGUCCCAGUUCAGAGCGCUGGCCCGGCUGGAGAGGAAGACGGACGAGAGUCUGGAGAGAUACUUCAACUCCUUCGUCAACAUGUGCAGGGCGGCCUGCAAGCUGCCUGCCAGGAAGGAAGAAGGUCUGGUGGACCCGGCGGUGCUGGUGGAACCUCUGACGGAGGAGCGAGCGGCGCGGACCCUGUACCGCAUCGAGCUGCUGCGCAAGAUCAGAGAGCAGGUUCUCCGUCACCCGCUGCUCUCCGCCCGCCUCCAGCUGUGCCGCCCCUCCCUCUACCUCCCGGUGUGGUGGGAGUCGGGCAAACAUGACCGCGACCUCCUGAUCGGGGCGGCGCGCCACGGCCUGAGCCGCACCGACUUCUACAUCCUGAACGACCCCCAGCUGAGCUUCCUGGAGGCCCACAGGAACUACGUCAGGGGCCACCCCUCCCACCUCCACCCUCAGACCCACCACUACCCUCACCAUCCCGGCAUGGUGACACACCCAGGCAUCUCCUCUUCCUCCACCUCGUCUCACCCGCAGCUGCCUCAUCCUCACUGCUGCCUGUAUGACUCCCCUCAGCCCCCCGAGUACCCCCACCAGUCCUCUCACCACCACCACCAUCAUCACCACCACCAUCACCCUGUGCCUCCUUCGUCUUCCUCUCACCUCCACCCUCUACCGUUGGACGCCCACAACUCCUCCUCACCUAGUCUGGGAAUAGUUCCUGGAUCGCGGGGGGACUUCCUGGACUGUCCUCCCCUGGAUGAGACUCUGGAGCUGGGCGCUCUGCAGCAUGAGGCCGACGCUCUGCACGGAGGGAAGGCCUCCAAAGACGCCCUCAACGGAUUCCCAUUCAACUCCGCAGCUGGAGGGCAGAGCAUGCUCAACUCGUACGGGGUCGGGGGGGCAGACCUGGACUCCAAACUGAGGAGUGACGUGCUCGUGGGGGAGCAGGGGUCCUCGGAGGAGACGGGGCUGAUGGCUCCAUCCGUGGAGCUCGAUCAGUUACAGGCUCCCUGGGAUGGUACAGACCACUCCAGUCCCGCUCACCACAUGUUCAACGAGUCCGAUCCCAUCCUGGGUCCCUCCACUCUGGAGCCCGGCUUCCUGGAGGAGGAGGACGAGGAGGCUCAGGGGGGAGACAGAGGAGGGGAGGAAGGGGGGACUCUGGAGGAAUGUCUGGGCCUCCCACCCUCAUCCUCUCCCUCCCACCCCUCUGCAGGAGACUCUGUGGAGCCGCUGUCCUCCAGUUACAUGCUCUUCAAGGACAUUGGUGUGAGCGAGGAACCCAGCGCAGAUCAGACCGAUCUGUCAGCGAGUCCCCCCCCUCCCUACGUCCCGCCUCCUCCCCUCUCUCUGUCUGACAUCACUGCUCCUCAUGAUAGGCUGGGACACUCUGAUGUCACUGCGAGCCUGACCAAUCCUGUGGAUGAGGAGGCAGGAGGACAGGAAGCGGGCACCGGGUUCGAGUUUGACGACAAGGAAGAAGAAGUGGAAGACUUGUCGAGGGUGCAGAACUUGGGGAAGCAAGGAGAUCAGAGCCUGGGAAGAGAGGAGUGUGAUCCAGAGCAAGAUGCAGACCAAAGUUUGGGAGGCUCGAAUUCGCCCAUGGAUGUAGCACAAAUGGACGGAAUAGGGCCGGACCCUAGCCUUGGGGAACAAGAUGAACAAAACCCUCAUGAGAAUCAUAAAGAGGGGUUACCACCUUAUCUGGGGAAGCUGGAAGAGCAGGGUAGUCUGGCGUGUCCCGAGUCGAUUGAAGAGCCCGGAGAGGAAGUGGACGGGUUCAUUUUGUACCAGGCGGUGGAGGAAGAGACCAUGGAGAACUCUUUGGACACUGACACCUUGAUGGGGAGCGCUACUGGAGAGGAAGAGGGUCCGGUGGAGUGCACCAACCUGGCGGAUCAGGUGGAUGAGAUCUCUGAAGGGCAUCACGUUUCUCUUAUGGACGAAACACCAAUGAAAGACGUCAAACCCAACAAGAUGGUGCUGCAGAGCAUUUACUCUGAAUACGCACCACCUUCCUGCCCUGAUGCUUCUGUCUCGACUCCUAAUGGAACAUUAAAGCCCAAUGACACCAGUACAAAAAGUUCUGGUGUAAAAACUGAUCAGGAAGACUACAUAGUUGAACAUCUGAACUUGCCAGAUGGCAGCAGAAACAAGAAUAGAGUCCUGACGUUUUCCCUUGAUCAGGACAGCAAAGUCAAUCUCCUGGAGCAGAAUGAAAUGGCUCUACCUUCAAACAGCAUUGAAACAAAGCCAUCUGGUCUGAAGUUCUCCCUUCUACCAGACAGAGGUGCUGAGAAGAAACAACAGCCACAAGAGCUGCCGGUUAAGUUAGAGGAAACAAAGACAGAAGCUUUGGACGUUUACCCUGAUAACUCUGAGCUCAAACACGGAAGAUUCCUUCCCUACCGUGUAAAGUCAGAGAACUCGGUGACCAAAGCCGAGCAGUUAGACUAUCCGGUCAAACCAGAAACUCCGGAGACCAAACCUGAAGAUCUCAGCCUGUCAAUGAAGACCGUAGACCAGAAACCAGAAGUUCUCCAGUUUGCAGCGUACUCUGAAAUCAAACCUGAAGCCAAACCAAUGGCUUAUUGUUUUGCCACUUAUCCAGAUGGAGUUAAGACUGAGACGGAGCCGGAGGACUUGAGUACGACAGCCUUUGUGGACAGGUCUGCCAUCAAGCCUGAAGCCAAGUCAGAAGGUCUGGAGUUUACUAACUACCCAGACAGCUCUGAGAUUAAACCAGAGGCGAAGCCGGAGGACCUGGCCUUCUCAUCUUUACCAGAGAUAAAAGCUGAGACCAAGCAGGAGCUGCUGGAGGCCGACAGCACCGUCCUAACCCCCAAGCUGGAGCAGGGGGAAGGGCUGGGGGACGCCCCGGAGAGUCUGGGGGGGAGAGGCCCAGUGAAGGAAGAGAGGCCGAGUACACCAGUGCCCCUGGUGGAGGGCUAUGGAGGCAGCCCCAGGUUUGCGGCUCCUAUUUCUGUGUGUGAGAUUCCCGACAGCCUCCACGACAGCCGGGAGCCGACCAUCGCUCAGCUGCUGCAGGAGAAAGCUCUCUACUCGUUCUCUGAGUGGCCCAAGGACCGAGUGAUCAUCAACCGCCUGGACAGCAUCUGCCACGCCAUCCUUAAGGGGAAGUGGCCUUCGUCCAUUGAGCAGUACGACUCCCCCGGCUCCAUGGUGGCCAACUCCUGCCUGGCCACCAGCAUCGCCCAGCACCACCAGCGAGCCAGCUUCCUCACUACCACCACCGCCUCCAGCUCCGUCCCCAGCCAGGCCAGGGGUCAGCAGACCAGCGCCGGGCUGGGCUUCUCCCUACCUCCCCCCCUCACAAGGCUGCCUAAGUACAUGUCGCGGGGCGGCGCAUGCGGGCGCGGAGCUUGGCGCCUCACCUCCUUACCUCUCUUACAGGAGAGGCUGGUGGCUCCUCCCUACCUCCCCGAGCUCAAACGAGCAGGGGGGCGGAGGUCCUUCGACUAUGAAGCCGCUGCUGCUGCAGCCAAGGUAUUAGGCGGGAAAUCGGCACCGUCAUGCCACACUGCCACCACCACGAGUUCCAGUGGUGCCUCUGCGGUGGUGGCUCCGCACUCUCAUCGCACGGGGGCCAUGUUGAUUAACGGCUGGCAGGAAACAGCCAUAGAUCUCACCAAGUCCUCCGGAGAAAUAAGCACCACCAGUGGCAUGGGGUCAGGAGGAGCUGUGGGACUCAGCGGUCACAAGCUGCCCCCUCCACCCCCCAUCACAGCGCCGCUCUCGGGCCCCGUGGGGAUCGACAUGGCCGGGAUCCUGCAGGCGGGGCUCAUCCACCCUGUUACGGGGCAGAUAGUUAACGGGAGCCUGAGGGGAGAUGACUCCCUGAGGAGGAGGAGAGGCAGGAGGAGAAACGUUGAGGCUCUGUACUCUGAGUUCACCAAGAGCAGAGGACUGCACCUCGCCGACACUCAGCUGCAGGGCCGGUUGGAUGUGAUCAGCCACUCCUCCGUCUCCUCCUCCACCUCCUCGCCGUCCCCUUCUCCUUCUGAACGACCCGCCGGCCCUCCAACACCGUCCUCCUCUUCUACGCCAACCCCCACGCAGACCCCCCCUCAGCCGGAGAUCGUGGCCAUCGACAGAGAGGCGGCCAGCAAAGGUCUGAUGGAGUGGCUGAGGCAGAACCCGGGCUACAGCAUGGACCUGCCCUCCUUCUCUCACGUGAGUCUGAUGUUUGUUUAACUGCUUG
Molecule: messenger RNA, 4805 nt
Organism: Notothenia coriiceps (black rockcod)
Lineage: Eukaryota; Metazoa; Chordata; Actinopteri; Perciformes; Nototheniidae
Product: chromodomain-helicase-DNA-binding protein 6-like
Exons: 13
Coding region: 143-4798 (1551 amino acids)
Source: RefSeq, a predicted model, not a curated record